This is a messenger RNA of Stylonychia lemnae, 3468 nucleotides long. The record is from the annotation of a GenBank genome assembly. Lineage: Eukaryota; Ciliophora; Spirotrichea; Sporadotrichida; Oxytrichidae.
AUGCAAAAUAAGAUUCCAGAUAAUACCAAUCCCACUUCUAAUUUAAAUCAAAAUCUUAAUUUCAUACCCAAUCAGUAGGCCAACUCCUAAAUCUACAUGCAGGGUGUCACGUAAAAUAGCAAUGCUUUUUAUCAACCACAGCAAUAAUAGCUCUAAAUGAUAAAUUAGCAAUAUCAAGAUAUGAGCAGACUUGGUAGCGCAUCUUUUGUUCCAAAUAUGUCACAUAACUAAUCAUAGUAUUAGCCGGGGACCUAGUAUAAUAACUACUAAUUCCAAAUCAAUGCACCUUCACAAAACCUAGGAAUCAUAUAAUCUCCAAUGGGUGGAAUUAUGGGACAAGAUGCAGGAUUCGGAGCAACCAGUUAGUAAAUUCAGAAUCAAUAGCAAUGGGUAUAACCUUAAAGAAUAAUUGGAGGCUAAAAUAAUGAUUAGGGUUUGAACUAUCAAAAUCUUGGUGGCAGUUUUACUCCAACCAGUCUAGGCUAUCAUUAAAACUAGACUCUAAGUUUUAAUGCUCCUCCUGGAUUCCAGACAAAUUAAUAAAAGUAACCUGUUUCAAACAAAUAAAGUGAAGAAAACGUUCGAUACUUUUUGCCUGAUUUUAUAACAGAUGAGAUUGACUCUAAUGGUAAUACGAAUGAUAGUCAAUCACUGUUCUCAAACCCUUAGUUUCAUUAGAAUCCAUAAAAAACAAGCAGCUCAAAUUUAUUGAGAUUUAAUUCUGGAAAUACCUUUGGUGUCACGAAUAAUAUGCAUGCUUAAUUAUAAGAUUUUCAAUAAUAGAAUCCAAAUGGAUUUUCACAAAGCUAAGUAUUUAAUAUGCAAAACCAAUUCGUACCCUAGAAUGUUAAAAUCUGUAAACAUUGCAAUCAAGUCAUUCAGCCAAAUGAACAAAAUGCUACUAUAGAUGUUCCUAUGUAAUAAGUACCUUAAUAUUUUCACUUAAGAUGCUUGCAAAUGGCGAACUACUAAAAUUAGGUUAAUCCAAUACCAAGACCUAUGUUAUCUUAAUUAGUUCAGCUUACACCAGAUAUGUUGAUCUUUGACUUCUAGCUCUUGCAUCCUAUGACUUUGACUACCGUAUUUCAACUACAGAACUAAUCACCUAACUACUUUAUUGACAGAAAUAAGCAUCUUAUUACAUUCAAUAAACUCCUCUGCAGCUCAACCAGUGUUCCUUUUAAUAUUGCAAUAGUAAACUUGAAGUGGGAUUUUUUAAGAGAUCCUUAGGCAAUAAGAGAUUAACUAAAUCCACUAGAUCCUUAAUUCUAAAUAAAACUGGCUAAUUUACCAUAAAAACCGUUGACUAAUAAUGUUAUUUAAGGUCAGAUAAAUUUUAUCGACAUGCUUUCUCACAAUGAGAAGAAUGUUACAAUCACUCUCUAAGCUAAAACUCAAGAUUAAUUUGUAAUUAACAUGCAAAACUAGAGAGAACCAACUUUACAUCUAAAUUUUCAUUAUACUCUAUUUUCAGAUUAGCAAUAUACCUAGUAGAUUGAUGCUUAAGCUUAAGUAACUCCUCCAUCUGUUUCACAGUCUCACCUCAUUAGGAAUUUAUAUAUGAGCUUUAUAAUUUCGCUUAACGACUUUGAAAUUCUUAAACAGGAGACUUAGAGACUUAUUCAGAUUAACCCAGCUCUCAUCUAACUUUUAAAAUAACCUCAAAGUCCCACUGAAGAGCACUAAAAGUUUUAAAUUACUACCAGCAGUUCAUCACUUCAUUAGAUAUUCUAAGGAAACCAAGGAUCAGCUUAAGGUAAUUUAGUAGCCCAAAUGAAUGAGCUAGCAAUAGGCUAAAAUAAUCUCAAUGCUGUUUCCCCUAUGAAUAGUAAUAUUGAUUAGCAGGACUCCUUUUUGAAGAUAAAUAAUUCUCAUCAUAAAACUAACAGUCACAAUAAUAGUUUCGACAAUUCUAAUUCUUCUAUUGACAACACAGAGGAGGAAAAAGGUGAAGGUUCAAGCAAAUAGUUAUUCAAGUCUAUGACAAUGAAGGAAAAAGCACCAUAUAGAAUAGAAAGAACAAAAUUUGGUAUUGAGAUUUGCAGUUUAUAAGAAAAUGAAACUGAAGAAAAUACUAACGGAGUCAAUAGAAGUGCCACUACAGAUAGACUUGAGGUUAUGGACGAUGAGAGCUUAAUGAAUCAUCUUAAUAACGUCGGAGUUAGACAAUAAUCCUCUGACUAAGAUAUUAAUCAGCGAAGAUCAAGUGAGCUGUCUAAUUAAUCAGCACAGAAUAUCUUAAACGACUUGAAUUAAAGUUCAAAUCAGCAAUAGAAUAAUUUUUUAAACCCAAAAGUAGCAAGAAGAAAGAAGGACUCAAAAGAUACUAAUAAAAAGAGUACAAAGAGUUCCAAAAACUCUUAAAACUCGAAGAAUUCUUCAUAAGAACUCAGAAGUAGCUACAGUAAGGGAUCUUCUAGCUCUAGAGAAUUAGAUAGUUCCGCUGACUUAAAUGAGGAAAGCCAAUAGCUAUAAAGUGAGUUAAAGGGUCAAAUUGUUGAGAUGGCCAGAUAGUAAUAUGGAUCGAAAUAAUUACAGAAACUAUUAGCAAAGGCAUCCCCCGACUUUGUAGGCUUUGCAAUUGAGGAGAGUCUCUACCAUCUUCAUUAGUUAAUGGCAGAUUAAUAUGGAAAUUACUUUUGCUAGAAACUCAUGUAGAGUUCAAGUUCAGCUUAAAGACUCAGAAUUUUAAAUGUAUUGAGACCUCACAUACUUGAGAUUUCCUGUGAUAAGAAAGGAACUCACUCAAUGUAAUGCUUAAUUGAGAUGAUAAACAUGCCAGAUGAAGAGGAGGAACUAAAAUAAGGUAUAAAGACCCAUAUUGUAGAAUUGGCCUUCGAUACAAAUGGUACUCAUGUUUUACAAAAGGUUUUACUUUGCCUAAAGGAGGAAAACAUUGAUUUUAUAUUCUCUCCUGUUCUCAAGAAUCUAAUUGAGCUCUCCAUGGACUAAAAUGGUCUUUGUGUUAUCAAGAAAAUUAUUAGUAAGGUUUAAGGUCACGAAAAAAAAAUUGCUCUAGGCGAGAAACUAAGCGAGAAUGUGGUGGAGCUUGUAUAAAGUCCUUAUGGAAACUAUGCUGUCCAGCAAGCUCUUGAGGUAAUAUAUAUAUUUCUUUUUAUUAAUUUUUAGAAAUGGGAUCUGCCAUAUUGCUAAUAGAUUUUUGACAAACUCGAACCUCAUUUAAUGUAGCUAUCAGUUUAAAAGUUCUCAUCUAACGUAAUUGAGAAAAUUUUAGAAAAGGCUGAGUAUGAUACAGUGGAGAGAUUCAUGAAACAAUUAUGCGAUACUGAAGUAAUGAAGAGUCUUAUCAAGAACAAUUAUGGGUUCUAUGUGAUGCAGAAGUUAGUUUAGGUGCUACGACGCCAUAAGGCAUCCUUGAACAAGGUAUAAAAUGCGAUAAAUGAAACCAUUCAAUAUGUCUCAGAUAGAAAUCUGAGAUAGAAAUGGUAAUAGCUAUUGAACUAAUGA